This is a messenger RNA of Botrytis fragariae, 285 nucleotides long. RefSeq names its product putative l-psp endoribonuclease family protein. The transcript is spliced from 2 exons. The coding region runs from base 1 to 285 and encodes 94 amino acids. Lineage: Eukaryota; Fungi; Ascomycota; Leotiomycetes; Helotiales; Sclerotiniaceae. The record is from RefSeq and is a predicted model, not a curated record.
AUGUCCGAACUCCAAUACUAUGCAUAUCCCACGGAAGGCGCAGAAAAACUAAAGCAGCACGGUUACAGCCAAGCCGUUCGAGUAGGCGAUCGCAUCGAGUGCGAGGCUAGGAUCCCCACAGCGGCCAUGACGCGGAAUUUCAAAAUGUGGAUGCCGCACCACGCGCCCAUUUGGACGUGUGUGGGAGUGGCGAGACUGGGGGAUGAGGAGAUGAGAGUGGAGAUUGAGAUUGUGGCGCUGGAUGCGGAGGGUGCGGAGGCGGCGAGGGAAGCGGGAGAGAGGUGA